AUGGCCGCCGAUAAACAAAGUCUCCCCAUAUUUUCCCAACGAUCUCUCAUUGAAAUCGAAAAACCCACUCCCCAAAAGAACUUUUCAGUWGYGACAUACAAUACUCUAGCUGGAAGUAUCUUUCUCCCAAGCACUGGUUAUAAGUACUGUGCCGAGCCGUUCAAGAAACGAGAGUCAAGCGAGGACCACCGUCACAAAUUACUUAUUGCAGAGCUUGCAUGGCUGAAUGCUGACAUUGUAUGCCUUCAAGAGGUUGAUGCAAAGUACUACCACAAUAUUCUAGCCCCAACGCUUCUAGAGRCAGGAUACAAGGGUUUCUUCAUUGCCAGAUCAGAUAAAUAUGAACAAGGUCUUGCCUCCUUCUAUAAGACUGCAAUGUUUGAGGUUGUGGAUCAUAAAAUUGUUCAAAAUUUUGACGUUAUCCAACAAUUAUGUAAAGAAUGUGGAGAAGACRGCCUGCUUGAACACUUACGCAUUCCGACCUAUGUAUUACUCAUGGCAUUAAGGCACAAAGAUAGUGGGAGACUCUUGGCAAUAGGAAAUGUUCAUUUAAAGUUUGAUUGGUAUGGCUAUACUAUACGGCAACUAUUAGAGUGUUGCUUGGCUAGCAAGAUUUUAAAGGACUUUGUAGACACACUUGUCAAAGUCAAUGAUGGUCACAYAGUGUCAUAUAUAUUGUGUGGAGACUUUAAUAUUGAGCCUAAUUUUCCUGCAUACAAAGUACUGUCAGCAAAGACACUGUCGGACGAGGAUUAUAAACAAUUGGAAAAGAACGACUAUGUUCGWUUUACCAGUGAUUUAUCGGAUUGGCCAGACCCCAGUGAAUACAUUGGAAAGAUUUCUGAAAAUGAAUCAAGAGUGCUGUCCAAGUUCAAGCCUUUCUUUAAAAAUUCUUUGUUAACAUCAGAGAGCACCUACAAAGUAGUUUUGGGCAAAGAACCAGAAUACACAAAUUUUGAAACCAUAGAAGAAAGCUGGGCCUUGGAUUACCUGUGGCAUUCGUCCAAUACCCUCCAGCCAACAGCAGUCCUUGAUAUGGUGCCCAUAGCUAAAGUCCGUCAUCUCAUUGGCUUUCCUAAUGAACACUUUUCUUCAGAUCACUUAUCGCUUAAAGCUUGCUAUAAUUUCAAAAAUUGAAAAAUGGUUGAAAAGAAUUUCUAAGGGUUAUUUCAUACACAAGCCUUGUUUCCAUGGCCUUCUAGAUAUUAAAGUCCGUCAUCUCAUUGGCUUUCCUAAUGAACACUUUUCUUCAUAUCACUUAUCGCUUAAAGUUGGCUAUAAUUUCAAAAAUUGAAAAAUGGUUGAAAAGAAUUUCUAAGGCUUAUUAUUUCACRCGAAAGCCUCGUUUCCAUGGCCUUCUAGUUUCACAAGCAAAACAACCUUCUAGUUCCACACUGGGAAUGAUGUUAUUUUACAAUAUGAAAACUUAUGAGUUAUGACACUAAGUGUAAUUAAUAAAUAUAUAUAAAAGUUACUGCACCUCUUUUAUAUUGAGUUUUUUAAUUCACAAUAUUUUGAAAGUAGUUAUAACUGGAGCACACAAAAAAAAGAAUGCAAAAAUUACUGGAAAAUAUACAAAGUAUUUUUCCUUCAAUAAUCUGAUGUUUACUGAUAUUUUUAUUUAUUCAUGGACUGCGGAGCAGGGGGGACUGGGAGGCUACAGCCCCCCCCCAAUAAUUUUUCCAACAUUUUGAAUUUUCUUAAAUAAAGAAGCGAAGAGCCUCCUUAUGAAAUUUCACCAU
Messenger RNA from Exaiptasia diaphana, 1742 nucleotides. RefSeq names its product glucose-repressible alcohol dehydrogenase transcriptional effector. The coding region runs from base 1 to 1137 and encodes 378 amino acids. Lineage: Eukaryota; Metazoa; Cnidaria; Anthozoa; Actiniaria; Aiptasiidae. The transcript is spliced from 5 exons. Gene Ontology annotation, cellular component: cytoplasm; nucleus; CCR4-NOT complex. Gene Ontology annotation, molecular function: poly(A)-specific ribonuclease activity. The record is from RefSeq and is a predicted model, not a curated record. Gene Ontology annotation, biological process: nuclear-transcribed mRNA poly(A) tail shortening.